Protomyces lactucae-debilis is the source of this 918-nucleotide messenger RNA. Its product is annotated as dimethyladenosine transferase. Gene Ontology annotation, cellular component: mitochondrial matrix. Gene Ontology annotation, biological process: rRNA methylation. The record is from RefSeq and is a predicted model, not a curated record. The transcript has a single exon. NCBI's taxonomy places the organism in Eukaryota, Fungi, Ascomycota, Taphrinomycetes, Taphrinales, Protomycetaceae. Gene Ontology annotation, molecular function: rRNA (adenine-N6,N6-)-dimethyltransferase activity. The coding region runs from base 1 to 918 and encodes 305 amino acids.
AUGCCCAAGGCAGUCAGCGCCAAGCCAGGCAAAGCAGCAGACACUGCCAACAAUGUCUUCAAGUUCAACAAGGACUUUGGCCAGCACAUCCUCAAAAAUCCGCUCGUGGCGCAAGGUAUCGUCGACAAGUCAGAUCUUAAGCCCAGUGAUACAGUGCUCGAAGUCGGUCCAGGUACAGGCAACUUAACAGUUCGCAUCCUUGAACAAUGUCGCAAAGUGAUCGCUGUGGAGAUGGACCCGCGUAUGGCGGCUGAAUUGGCAAAACGGGUGCAAGGCAAGCCUGAGCAGAAGCGCCUAGAGAUUCAGCUCGGCGAUGUCAUCAAGACUGAGCUCCCGCAUUUUGACGUCUGCAUCAGCAAUACACCCUAUCAAAUCUCUUCGCCGCUUGUAUUUAAGCUGCUGGCGCAAAAGCCGCCGCCCAGAGCUGCUAUCCUCAUGUUUCAGCGAGAGUUUGCAUUACGACUUGUUGCGCGUCCUGGCGACGCGCUCUACUGCCGGCUCUCUGUCAAUGUGCAGAUGUGGGCACGCGUCAAGCACAUCAUGAAGGUUGGACGCAACAACUUUCGGCCGCCGCCACAAGUCGAGUCUUCGGUAGUCAAGAUUGAGCCCAAGACGCCGCCACCACCGGUCGACUUUGACGAGUGGGAUUCUUUGCUACGUCUUUGCUUUGGCAGGAAAAACAAGACGCUUGGUGCACAGUUCAAGCAGUCUGCGACGGUGGAGCUGCUAGAGACAAAUUACAAGACCUGGUGCAGCCAGCAUGAUGAGAUGGUGGACGACACGGAGAGCAUCAAGGACAAGAUUGCCAGAGUGCUAGAGGACACAGACAUGGCGGAGCAGCGGGCGAGCAAGUGCGAUGAGGCCCAGUUUCUGAAGCUGCUGUAUGCCUUCAACAAAGAGGGCAUCCACUUUGCCUGA